Racocetra fulgida is the source of this 1373-nucleotide messenger RNA. The record is from the annotation of a GenBank genome assembly. Lineage: Eukaryota; Fungi; Glomeromycota; Glomeromycetes; Diversisporales; Gigasporaceae.
CAAAAAUUUGUGAGGAGUUACCUCAUCCAGAAACUCGAGAUAUUGUAUUACCAAACCAGUCGGACUAUGUUUCUCAUAUUGCGGUUGAUAUCGGUGGUUCCUUGGCAAAAGUAGUCUAUUUUUCAAGAAAACCAACAUCUUCGAUAGGGGAUAAGAUAGAUGAAUGUAUUGAAUUUAUCGAAAACCUUGUGGCUGCGAGGAGGGACCCGAAUGUACGAGAGUUUCAAGACAAGAUAAUUAUAAAAGCAACCGGUGGCGGAUCAUACAAGUAUUACGACAAGUUUACCAAAAAAAUAAAAGGCGUUAAAAUGGAAAAGGAAGACGAAAUGGAAUGUCUUAUAAAAGAUCCAUCACCGUGGAUUGAGUUUUUUGAGACAAAUCUUCAUAAACUUGUUGAAUUGGUUGUAAAAUGCUCCAAUAAUGAUGAUAAUGGUGAUAAUUCUUCAUGCGAUGAUGUUCGACAACGUGCUACAAAAUUUGAUAGUAUGUUUCGGAAACAUUUAACUCUUUUACGCGAUCGUCCGGCUAUGUAUGGUGCAUUGACUGUACGAAGCUUAUUAAAUCUUAGAGAACAAUGUCUACAUGAACUUGGGUUUUCUGAUAUUUUCGUAAAAGUAAAGGCUGAAGAGAAUAAAGCCGCUUUAGAAAGUUUACAAAAUUUAUUAGCAAAUAUAGACUCCAUUCAAAAUGUGGAAGAUAAGAUAGAUUUCUUAAUUGAUAACAUAUUGGCCGGUAACAUGUUUGAUUGGGGUUCUGGACAAAUUUUGGAUAUGCUUAAAAAAGGUGAACUCUCUUUUGAAUUGGCUCAUACAAAAAUAAAGAAACCUGAACACCUAAACCAAACAAAUAAAUUUAAGCAACGUAUUGUCAGUAAAACAAAAUUACCAUUAAGAAAGGCUGUGAUAUUCGUUGAUAAUUCUGGUGCAGAUAUCGUUUUGGGCAUAAUUCCUUUUGCUAGAUUCUUGAUUUCUUUGGACAUGGAUAUUAUACUUGCUGCUAACAGUUUUCCUGCCGCAAACGAUGUGACUGCUGAUGAGCUAAUAGACAUUUUAUCGUCGGUUUCUGAAAUGGAUUCUCUUAUUGCCGCAGCUUGGGCAUCAAAAAAAUUGACAGUUAUGGCGACUGGAAGCUUUAGUCCUUGUCUUGAUUUGAUAAGAAUUAAUGAAGAUCUUGCAAUGGCGUGUGAGAAUGUAGAUCUUGUAGUAUUAGAGGGUAUGGGAAGAGCCAUUCACACCAAUUAUAAUGCAAUGUUUACAUGCGCGUCCCUUAAAUUAGCAGUAUUUAAAAACUCUAUUGCUGCGAAUGAGCUCGGUGCACAUGUUUAUGACGCUAUAGUGUUAUACGAUGAAGGUUGUGCUGUUGAAACUUCCUAA